Molecule: messenger RNA, 558 nt
Organism: Chenopodium quinoa (quinoa)
Lineage: Eukaryota; Viridiplantae; Streptophyta; Magnoliopsida; Caryophyllales; Amaranthaceae
Product: trigger factor-like
Exons: 1
Coding region: 1-558 (185 amino acids)
Source: RefSeq, a predicted model, not a curated record
AUGGAAAGCCGCCGUUCAAAGAAGGAAUGCCAACUUGAGGAAAUGAAAGCUCGACUACACGAAUGCAGGGAGAGGAAAAAGAUUGAGGGAGGUGAAACUUCAGAUGGUGAUGAAGAAAGGGAUAUAAAGAGGCAGAUAACAAGGAAAAUUGGAAAUGCAACACUGGAAAAUCAAGGGGUAGAAGAAGCACCAGAAAAACAAGAGGUAGUAGCAGCACUGGGAGGCAAUGUCAGAGAGAUGGCGGAGAUGGUAGACGCACCAGAGGAAGAUGGUGAUGCUGAUGAUGAGGAGUCAGAGGAAGAAGAGGAAGACGGAGAUGAUGAGUCAGAGAGAUCUGAUGAUGAUGAGGAUGACGACGACGACGAUGAUGGGGAUGAUGGUGUCCAGCAACAGGAUCCUUUUUUUGGGAUGUUCCCUGAUGUUGAUGAGCCGGGAGAUGACGCAGACGAUAUUCCGGAAUACGUCUCUGGUUCUAAUACUGACCACUCCUCUUCAUCUGCUUCAACCAACUCUAAUGCUUACAAUCUCUCUCCCCACAACUACUUCAAUAUGGUUUAA